Molecule: messenger RNA, 1714 nt
Organism: Mastomys coucha (southern multimammate mouse)
Lineage: Eukaryota; Metazoa; Chordata; Mammalia; Rodentia; Muridae
Gene: Klf2
Product: Kruppel like factor 2
Exons: 3
Coding region: 216-1277 (353 amino acids)
Biological process (GO): regulation of transcription by RNA polymerase II
Molecular function (GO): DNA-binding transcription factor activity, RNA polymerase II-specific; RNA polymerase II cis-regulatory region sequence-specific DNA binding
Source: RefSeq, a predicted model, not a curated record
ACAGGGGCGGGGCCCGAGGCGCACAGCCCGGGCUCCCGCAGUGGCGGCCACAGCUACCGCCGCCAGGCUUAUAUACCGCGGCUAAAUUUAGGCUGAGCCCGGAGCUCGUCCCCAUCCGGGACGCGUUUCCGUCGACGCCUCCUAGCCCGGCCCUCUGUGCCUACCGCGCCUAUAAGGCCUGGGUGGGCCGGGCCAUAGCACACACAGUCCCUGCCAUGGCGCUCAGCGAGCCUAUCUUGCCGUCCUUUGCUACUUUCGCCAGCCCGUGCGAGCGCGGCCUCCAGGAGCGCUGGCCGCGCAAUGAACCCGAGGCGGGCGGCACCGAUGAGGACCUAAACAGCGUGCUGGACUUCAUCCUCUCCAUGGGAUUGGACGGUCUGGGCGCCGAGAAUCCUCCCGAGCCCCCACCGCAGCCCCCGCCGCCUGCGUUCUACUACCCGGAACCCGGCGCCCCGCCGCCCUACGGCACCCCCGCGGCCGGCCUGGGGACGGAGCUGCUGCGCCCCGACCUGGACGCGCCUCAGGGUCCCGCUCUGCACGGCCGCUUCCUCCUCGCGCCCCCCGGGCGGCUAGUGAAGGCCGAGCCCCCGGAGGUGGACGGCGGCGGCUACGGCUGCGCUCCGGGCAUGGCCCGCGGACCGCGCGGGCUGAAGCUCGAGGGCGCCCCGGGAGCGACAGGUGCUUGCAUGCGGGGUCCCGCCGGACGCCCCCCGCCGCCCUCGGACACGCCGCCGCUCAGCCCCGACGGCCCCCCGCGCCUCCCCGCGCCCGGUCCUCGCAACCCGUUCCCGCCUCCCUUCGGUCCCGGCCCCGGCUUCGGCGGCCCCGGCCCCGCGCUGCACUACGGGCCGCCCGCACCCGGCGCCUUCGGUCUCUUCGAGGACGCCGCGACGGCGGCGGCGCUGGGCUUGGCUCCCCCGGCCACGCGCGGUCUCCUCACGCCGCCCUCGUCCCCGCUGGAGCUGCUGGAGGCCAAGCCCAAGCGCGGCCGCCGCUCCUGGCCCCGCAAGCGCGCCGCCACGCACACUUGCAGCUACACCAACUGCGGCAAGACCUACACCAAGAGCUCUCACCUAAAGGCGCAUCUGCGCACGCACACAGGUGAGAAGCCUUAUCAUUGCAACUGGGACGGCUGCGGCUGGAAGUUCGCGCGUUCUGACGAGCUCACCCGCCACUACCGCAAGCACACAGGUCACAGACCCUUCCAGUGCCACUUGUGCGACCGGGCCUUCUCUAGGUCCGACCACCUGGCCCUGCACAUGAAGCGACACAUGUAGCCUGGGUCGACUCGGCUAGCCCAUGCGCGACUGGCGGGUUCCACGCGCCGGGCACGGUCCCCUUGCAAACUGACUGCUAUUUAUUGGACCUUGAGGACAGAGCCGGACAAGUGUGGCCACAGGAAAAUGACUCUGCCACCGGUUCUGGCCCCCACCGUGACUGAAGGCCCCAGGGAAAAAGACAGGAGCCUGUGAAGAAUGUUUUCAAAAUGGUGCAAUAAUUGACUUAUUUCCCUCGGGUCCCCUCUAGAGGAUCGAGGCUAGAUGCCUUGUGAGAAAAAUGCCUUUGAGUUUACUAGCCCCAACGUUUUUAUAAUAUUGUAUAUAAGUGACUAUGGCAGAUUGUAUUACUACCCAGGAGACCAUGGCAUCUCUGCCGCCUGCUUCGUUUUUAUAAGACUUUUUUUUUUAAUUAAAGUUUUGGAUCUUUGGAGGAA